GUACCUCCUAGCAAAGUGCUUCAAUGCAUGAUUAUUACGUUGGAGGAGCUCUUAUAGAUUUGCUUUUUUUCUUUUCUUUAAAAAGCUUUUAUCAUUUUGUUCCUCGAAUUCGAUUGGGGGAUUGAAAUUGGAUAGUGGAUGGUGUAAUGUGAGAGAGAGAUCUCGUUAUGUUAAAGAGACACUCCAUCUCCAGAAGAAUCUCACGAUUCGAUUCACAAUCCCUAAUGUCUUCUGCUGCUGCUUGCACCGAUCCCUUGCGAUCGCUCCACACUCGAUCCAUCGGUGGAGGCUUCUUCGUUCACAGACUCAAUCCCAUUUCUAACGGCUUGUUCAAGGUUUAUGAAGGCGGCGGAAAGACCAAUGGGUUAACAACAACAACAACCGUAAGAAGCUGUUUUGAUGCUUCUCCUCACAAGAAGGCUGAUCUAAAGGCUCGAGCUUUAUCUCUGCAUCGUCGCCUUCUCCAUGGCCCGAGGGGGGAAGAACAACGCCGCGGCGGGGGCGGAACCACUGACUUAGCGGAUGGACGUGGAGUUGGUAACACGACGAGGUUGCAAGGGAAUGAUAAGAUUGUUGUGGCUGUUGACAUUGAUGAGGUUCUUGGAAACUUUGUCUCGGCACUUAACAAGUUCAUUGCCGACCGCUACUUGUCUAACCAUACUGUCUCUGAAUACCAUGUCUACGAGUUCUUCAGGAUAUGGAACUGCUCUCGGAAUGAAGCUGACUUACGAGUUCAUGAAUUCUUUAAGACAUCAUAUUUCAAGAAAGGGAUCCAUCCUCUUCCAGGUGCACAUACGACUCUUCACAAGCUAUCAAGAUACUGCGAGCUCUCAGUUGUGACGUCCCGGCAGAAUGCGAUAAAGGAUCACACACUUGAGUGGCUCGAUAUGCAUUUCCCAGGAUUGUUUAAACAUAUUCAUUUCGGGAACCAUUUUGCUCUUCAUGGAGAGUCUAAACCCAAGUCUGAAAUCUGCAGAUCAUUUGGAGCAGAGAUAUUGAUUGAUGAUAACCCUAGAUAUGCAGAGGAAUGCGCUAACAUUGGAAUGAAGGUUCUCCUCUUUGACUAUGAAAACUCAUACCCUUGGUCCAAAACUGAGUCUGUGGACAGACAUCCUCUGGUGACUAGAGUUCGUAAUUGGGAAGAAGUGGAGCAGCAGAUUCUCUCAUGGGUAGUAACAAAGUGUUAAAAACAUUUAUACUAUUGCUGUUUCAAUGUUACAUUGUAUUGUAUAAACAUGAAAGAAGACAGAACAAGCCAAGAAAUCUUGAUGGGAUGAAUAAGUUAGCAACCAGAGAUGAAAUUAGCUAAAAACUGUCACCUUUUAGCAUUAAAUUACUUCUUUUUUGUUGCUAAAAUUAGUUUGGUAUCACUAAAUUUUUUUCACUAUCUGUACUGCACAUAUGUAAGAUAAUGUAUAAUUUAAGUGUUUACUAUAUCAUAUGAGGUUACUUUAUAAA
Messenger RNA from Brassica napus (rape), 1458 nucleotides. RefSeq lists its product as uncharacterized. Gene Ontology annotation, molecular function: 5'-nucleotidase activity. The record is from RefSeq and is a predicted model, not a curated record. Gene Ontology annotation, biological process: deoxyribonucleotide catabolic process. The transcript is spliced from 6 exons. Lineage: Eukaryota; Viridiplantae; Streptophyta; Magnoliopsida; Brassicales; Brassicaceae. The coding region runs from base 168 to 1187 and encodes 339 amino acids.